AUCCGCUCAAAAAAAAACGGCAACGCAUCCAGCCAACCACUACAAACAGCGACAACAGCGAACAACGACCACCAACCAACCAAGCAAGCAGAGGGAGCGACAAGAAGGAGGCUGCUGCGUGCAGUGCUUUCUAUUGGCUCUGCACAUCCUUACGAGCAGCCAUGCGCCGGUUGCUGGGACAAAGGUCCUCGCGCCGCGACCGGCAGGCGGAGGCGGCUGCGUCAAAGUCGUCUUAUGGCGAGCUGAACGUGAAGAGCCUGACCAAGGCGGGUCGCGCAGCCCUUGCUGGCGAUGUGUCCAAACUCGACCAGAUUAUCAAGAAAGGUCAAAUCAACGAACAAGACGCCGAGGGCAGGACGGCGCUGCACUUGGCAGCGAGUGCGGGUCACCUGUCCUGCGUCCUCAAACUGCUAGAGGGCAGGGCAGCUGUCUUGCGCGAUGCACAGGGAUGCACACCACUCGCCAAGGCGAUCCAGGGCGGGCACACAGGCGUGGCGAUGGCUAUCCUUCAGCAAGGGCACGGCGUGAAUGUCCUCGACGACAACGGCGCCAGUCCGCUGCAUAUCGCGGUGCAGCACAACCAGCCCGAUAUUGCCCGCGUCCUGGCAGAGGGGGAGGCCGAUGUCAACGCACGCGACAACGCCAGCAACACCCCACUGCACGUUGCAGCCGCCACUGGCGAUGCGGGCAUUGCGGAUGUGCUGGUGCAGCAGGGAGCGCAACUCAAUGCGGCCAACAGCGCACGUGACACGCCGCUUAUGGUGGCGGCACAGCGCGGGCACGACGCCGUCGUCUCACUGCUUCUCCGCGCAGGCGCUUCGACCACGUUGGCCAAUGCCAGCGGGCAGACGGCAGCAGAUCUCGCUCAGGCCAACGGACACCAAGCCACCGUCGACGCUCUUGCGCCGCCGAAGACAACGCCGCCGCCACCCGCGACAGCAGCGACGAGUGCACCCCUCGCUGAAGCCACCAGCACACUGGCAGGGGGAGCCAUGCACCGACCUGCUGCUGCUACUGCUGCUGCUGAUGAUGGUGAAGAAGAUGGUGAUGGUGAUGAUGGUGAUGACGACGAUGAUGCGAUGAGUGAGCUGUCGUUCCGUAAGGACGGUGGUAGUGGCGAAGACGGUGAUGAAGAGGAAGAUGAAGGGCAGGGACAGGCCAGGCGCAGUGGUGGCAGUGGUGUUGCACAGGCGAUGGCGCAGGAAUCGGCAGCAAAGCGCAGCACAACAGCAACGGCAGCAGCCGAGGGAGUUGCCCCUGGGCCUGCGGCGAAAGCCGCCAAGACCUCCGCAGCAACACACGCCACCCAUUCUGAUGAUGACGAUGAUGAUGGUGAUGAGGAUGAUGCUCGUCGUGGCGGUGCUGUGUCUGCUGAUGCGUCUUCCUCUGAUGACUCCAUGCAGGCUGCGCUGAGCAAGAAGCUGCGAGACACAGACACCAACCUGGACACGCUGAAGGGGAGCGCAAUUCGCGGGCGCAGCGGGAGCGUUCGUGGACACGCCGAUGCCGUGCGCAUGGGCGCCAGCAUUAUUGGCAUGAAGCUUGGCUCCCGGCUUGGCCGGCCCGAGGGGCAGCACAGCGACACAGAGCACGACGAUGAUGAAGAUGACGACGGUGGAGAUAGCGGCGAGUGGGGCGUUGGCCAUGCUGAGACAGCAGCAGCCACGACUGCAGCCAGGCAGCCUGCACAUGCACAGCACGGCGGUGGUCAUGGUGAUGAGGACGAGGAUGACUGGGACUUCAGCCACGAGGCUGCAACGAGUGCGCUGACAUCCCUGGCCAAGACGCCAACGGCACAACGCACCCCAGCGGCGCAGGUUGUGCGUGGCGGUGCACACAGGGUCGGUGCUGGUGGCGAGCUGGAGUGGGACACAGACAAACUCACCAGCAGCACGCCUCGGCAGCGCGGCCAGGGCGGCCAGGGCGGCCAGGGCGGUCGUCGUCGCGCAGCGGCAGAGGACGAUGACUCGCACGGCUUCUCGCACCGCCACGACAGCGACGACAGCUUUGGCCAGCUGCUCGGAGAGGGGCGGCCCCCGGUGGCGUCAGAUGAUGACAUGCCCUCACUUGCAGAGCUCGGUAUUAACGUGGCGGGAUUCGAGUCGGACAACAACGCCUCCCCGGCCCAGGCCGCUUCAACCGCAAAAGUGCAAGGCAGCAUGAUGGGUGGUGGUGAUUCCGACUCGUCCUCUUCGUGGGACAGCCACUCCGACCAAGGCUCGCCACCACAGCAGCAACAGCAGCAGCAGCAGCAGCGUGGUGGUGAGGACAGCUUUCAAGAGCCAUCACAGAUGGAAGCGAAAGGAAUGUCGCAGCUCGGCACGGGCACGGGCAAGCAAACAGGUGGUGGUGCACAAGAGACAGCGCUGCCCACCGACUACGAGGCGCUUGCACGGCGCCUCAGCUCGCAGUUCACGACAGCAAAAGGUGGCGCGGAACAGGGUGGUAGCGGCGGCGGCCGCGAGGAACAAGAGGACAAUGAGGGCGAAGAGGAGAGCAACUGGGACACGGAGCCUGUCAGCGAUGGUGACCAUGACGCGUCGUUUGUCAUGACAGCAGCAAUGGGUGACGAGCGCGCAACGUCAAAGCCACAAACAGAAGAGCAGCAACCACAAACACAGACGCGCGGGGAAGACACGGCAGCCUCCACAGCGAAAGCAGCGACAGCAGCGGCAGUUGGAGGCAUGAGCGGCCACGACUCCACGGGCGAUGCGGACGUGAGCGCGGAUGAAUCAUCCUCCUUUGGUCACAUCUCAGAUGUGCAGCAAGCAGAGGAGCGAGCAACGACAGGGCCAGCGGCAGGGACGACAACAGCGACAGGGGAGGAGGAGGAGAAGAAGCCAUCCAUGUCUGCGCUCUGGGGCACGGGUGUUCCCUCAAGAACGGCAGCAGUAGCAGCGGCGCAUACAGCUCCAGCACAAGCGUCGUCAGAGCCAGCAGCCACGCGUGUGCAAGAUGAUGCUGCCGAUAGCGACUUUUCUGUUGGCAGUGGUUUGGAUGAUUUGCUCGACACGACAGCCGAGGGCAACGCAAGUGCCGUUGGCGGCAGUGGUGUUGAUGCUGGUGCUGGUGCUGGUAAUGAUGGGAAGAAGAAGGUGCAGCGAAAGAAGGUGCAGGAGAGCGAGGCUCAGCGUAAGCUGCGUAUGGACGAGGAGAGUUUGCUCGGUCAGGCCUCCACCACCACCGCUGCAGCAGCACAGCAGCUACAGCACGAGUCGUCGCCCGUAUCGUCGCCGCUGUCAUCGUCAUCGUCAUCUGCCGCCACGCGCCAGGCGCGUAGGGACCAGCAGCAGCAGCAGCAGCAGCAGCAAGAACAACAGGAAGAGGCACAGCCACGCUCAAUUGAGGGGCAGGAAGAAGAGGCUUCUGCCGUCUCCGUGUCCUCGACUGCACCAAGCACCACACCAGUCACCACGGCAGCAGCAACGACGGCGGCAGCAGCGGCAGCGGCCACGCCGUCGAGUAUUCGCAUCAACGAAGAGCUGAACCGCACGCUUGAGAAACUUCGGGAAGAACAGCGGCGUGUGAGCGAGCGCGACAGCACAAUUCGUCAGCUGCAGCAGCGCCUGAAGGAGGUUGAGGAUGACGCAAUGCAGGCGCGUGCCGCCGCCUCCUCCCUCGAGGGCGAACGCAGCCAGUGGACAAGCAACGCUGAGGACAAGGAGCGAGAGGCAUCGCGACUGGGACUGGAGAACGCACGCCUCAGCGCCGAGUUGAAGUUUGCACAGGAGGAAGUUGAGCGAUGGAGCAAAGAGGCCAAAGCUGCGAGUGCGCAAGCGGAUGUGGCGGCAGACGCAGCAAGGCAGGAGGUGACGACGCUGAAGGAGCGCCUGCAGCAGCGGGACCGAGACGUGGUGUCUGUGGAACAGCACGUGGAGGAGCUGGAGCAGAGGCACCGCGAGACGGUGCAGAGCUUGUACGCAGCAGAGGCACGGGUGACGCGCGCAGAGGCGCAGGUGCAGCACCUGCAGCAGCAGUUGCAGGCGGCAGCUGGGGAGGGGGAGACGAGCCGCAAAGAGGAGGAGGAGAUGAUUGAGCGCAGGGUGCAGGCUGCCAUGGAUGCGGCGCGAGCAAGCGCAGACACCGUUGCCCUGCAUGAGUUGACGAUAGCGCAGGCGCGCGUGACGCGGCUUGAGCAAGAGAUUGCCGACCACACGCGGAGAGAGCACGCACUCGAGCGUGAUGUGGACGCCCUGCGCGAAGAAAACAGCACACUCAAGUCGACGCUUGCAGAAGCCAGGGCGCGGGAGGAGCAGCUUGGUGCACAGCUGCAGCAGUCGCGGCAGCAGCUGCAGGCCAAGACUUCUGAGGCCGCCGCUGCCGCAAGUGUUACAGUGCCGUCCUCAUCCUCAUCAUCACGCUCUCAACAGCAGCAUGCCAGCGAAGAGGGUGUUGGCCAACAAGCAGGCGCACGCGAAGGAGACCACCACCAGCAGCUGCAGCAGUCAUUCAUGGAUGACUCUGUGCUGUUGGCUGCAGCUGGCGGGGACACUGCUGCGCUUCGCAACACACAGCAGCUGCGCCGCUUGCUGCGGGAACAGGCACGCUUGCGGGAGGAGGCUGACGAACGCGCACGCCAGCUGCGUGUCAUGGUGACGGCGCUGCAAGCCCGCGAGGCGAACCAGUCUCUCAACGACAGCAUCGCUGACGGCACGCGUGUCGUGCGCGUGUCUGACGAGGAGGCGCAGGACCUACUGAAAAAAUUGCAGCAGCAGCUGGCUGACAUGGAGGUGAGGUAUGACAGCAUGAGCAAGCAGUGCACCGACAUGGAGUACAGGAACAUUGAGCUUGAGGGCAAGCUGCGCGACGCUCGCUCGGGCGACCACGCCUUGCGCGCGCAGUGCGUGGCCGCAGAGGCAGAGGUGGCUGAGCUCCAACGCCAGUUGACGUCCAAGGAGGAAGAGGGCACCCGCCUUCGCCAGCAGGUAUCGAGCCUGCAGGCAGAAUUGGAGGCGGAACAAAACGCGCUGGAUGCGGCGCGGCGUCGCCUGGGCGCAGCGGAGGAGCAGGUAGAGGAGACACGGCGGGAGCUGGAGGAUGCACAGGAGGAGAUGCAGGCAUACCAGGAGCUGAACGACGAGAACGAGAAGCUCCGACGGCAGCUUGAGAUGGAGGUGGAGGCACUGGCCGCACAGCGCGCGCAGGGUGAUGACGAGCGGGCAGCGCUGCAGCGGAAGUGUGACGCGCUGAGCACCGAGUGCGAACGCCUGCGUGCGCAGGUGGCCGCCUUGGACACGCAGCUGAAGGACGAGCGGCAGCGAACAGAGGCGCGCGAUGAAGAACAGCAGCAGCAGGUGGACGGCCUCAUGAAGCAGGUGGCCGAGACGCGUGGCGAGCUCGAGAUUGCUGCCGCCCGCGUGACGGCGCUGACGCGCGAACUGGAGGCGUCGGAGCGCGCGCACCAGCAGACCAAAGGCCGGCUGCAGGACGCACAUGCACAAGUGCACGACCUCAAACUGGACAAGGGCGGGCUUGAGGAGGAGCUGUCGAGCGAGAAGCAGCGCCGCGCCGGUCUCGCAGCAGAGGUGGACGCACUCAAGCGCGAGAUUGAGCAUGCGCGCGCGUCUGGUGACGACCAGCGCUCCACGCACGAGGGCGAGAGGCGCGGUCUGCACACGCAACUGGAGACGCUUCGCCGUGAUCUUGAGAGCAUGACAGCCAAGCACGAGGAGGCGGCUACCAGCGCCGAGGAAGCAAGGGCACAGGCGGGCGUGCUUGAACGCAAGCUGCAGGUGUCGCAGGAGGAAGUGGCGCGCCUCACGUCUGCUGCUGCUGAUGCGACGGAGCGAGAGGAGAGUGCACGUGCAGGCAUGGAGGAUGCCCUGCAGCGCGUGGACGAGCUGACACACGCAAACCGGCAGCUGGAGGAGGAUCUUCGCACCGAAAGCGACGCGCGGCGACGUGUUGAGGAUGAGAGGCAGCAGGACUCUGACCGGGCCGCCGCAUCCAUGCAGCAGCUGCGGGUGGAGAAGGAAGAGCUGAGCGCCGAGGUGACGCGCGUGCAGACACAGCUGGACACGCGCACGCACGAGCUGCAGCAGCAGGUGACGGAGCUGCAGGUGCGUGUCGAGGAGACGACGCGGCAACUCGAGACGCGCGAACGCGAGAUUGCGCACCUGCGCACAGACCUUGACGACACCACGGCGCUGGAUACAUUGCGCAAGGAGCUGGUGCUGUCCAACUCGCAGCGGGAUAUUGCGCAACGGGACGCAACGGCAGCACAACGCAAAUGCGAGGAGCUGGAGGCGCGUGUGCAGGCCCUGCAGCGUGAGGUUGUGGACGCACAGCGCGUGGAGAGCGAGUUGCGACGUGACAUUACCGCCCACGAUGAGCGCAUUGCAGACCUGAACAAGGACUUGCAACGCGCACACGCGCAGGAGGACCAGCACCUUGAGACGCGGGAGCGGCUGCAUGGCGUACAAGAGGGGACGCGGCGGCUGGAGGGUUUGCUUGCACAGGAGACGAGUGCUCGCGAGCGGGCAGAGGACAGGUGCCGCUCGCUUGAGGAGGCCCUCGAUCGCGUGCAGCAGCAGCGGGCGACGGCCGAGUCUCUCAUGGGCGAUGUGCAGGCGAAACUGAACAAGGCAGCAGCGGACCGCGACCAGGCAGCGGCGGCGCGGGAGGAAGCGUUGUCGAAGGUGGACGAGCUGCGGCGGCUGUGGGAGGCGGAGGUGCAGUCCCGCAACGCGCUGGGCAUGAAGAUUCUUGGCAUGGAGGACGCUGCCGAUGGGUGGGGCAAACAACUUGACAAGGAGCGACAGCGCGUGCGGCAGGCGCUUGAGAAGAAGCGUGCCGCAGAGUCGAAGCUGGAGGCCGUGUUCCAGCGCAACGAAUCGCUGCAGCGGAAGAUUGGGCGGCUGGAGUCUGAACUGCAGAAGGUGAAGGGGCGUGUGCGUAGCUACGAGAAGGGCGAGCUGCGAGCACCGGCGACGGAGACGGAGGUGAACGCGGUGAGGCAGCAGGCGCAGCAGGACAUGGUGCGGCUGCAGCAGCAGGUGCAAGAGCUGCGGGACGCACACGCACGGUUGGAGGAGAGCAAGCUGUCGCUGAUGCGGAAGCACUCCGAGGCCAUCAACGAGGAGAAGCGAAGCUAUGAUGAGCUCAAGGAGCAGCUGCUGUCGCUGCAAGACGAGCACGCUCGCGUGCUGCGUGCACUGCAGCAGGAGUAUGUGCCGCGCAAGACGUUUGACGAGUACCGCGGGAACGUGGACCGGGAGGCGGAGGCGGCGCUGCGAGACAAGAUCAAGGACAUCAACGUUGCACUUGAGCACGACGCUGCCGUCCGCGAUGCUGUGGGCGCGCACGAGCGGCUGGAGUUUGAGAAGACGCUGCAGCGACUGCGGCAGCAGGUGGCGCACAUGAAGGAGCAGCACCUGCGCCACACCACGACCAGCGUGGGUGGUGGUGUUGCUGGUGGUGUUGGCAACGAUGGUGUGCCCACGCGAAGGGAGGCAGGCGGUGUUGGCAGCGGUAUGCGGGUCGGCCUUGCGUCUAAGCGGCGUGGGCUUCGCGACCCACAACAACACCAAACAGGCCAGCGCUACUUGGCAUCGUCGUUGUCCCGCAACCUCUACCAUCACUAUUCCAGCACAGAGUAG
Messenger RNA from Salpingoeca rosetta, 7598 nucleotides. Its product is annotated as ankyrin repeat domain-containing protein. The record is from RefSeq and is a predicted model, not a curated record. The transcript has 11 exons. The coding region runs from base 162 to 7598 and encodes 2478 amino acids. Gene Ontology annotation, molecular function: protein binding. NCBI's taxonomy places the organism in Eukaryota, Choanoflagellata, Craspedida, Salpingoecidae.